AUGCAGGCGUGCACGCAGUGCCCGGAAAAGGACCGUGCCCGGAAGAGGAGGGCCCUAGAUCGAGAGAGGCUUUGGAGAGCUCGCAAGGAGACAUGGGAGGAGAACCUGGCCCUCAGGAGGCAGCUGGCAGACGUCCAUCAUCAGCUGCGGAAUCUGAAGGAGAACUAUACGGAGGAGCUCUCUUUCUGGAGGAGGCGGGCGCUGGAGCUGCAGCUGGAACUCACGGCGGUUUCCCCGGCCGGCGCGAAGUCCAACGGAGACGCGCUGCUUAUGUCCGCUUCGCAGGAGGACUCGCAACGGCAGGCCAAGCAGGUUGCCAAGCAGCUGGAGGAGAUCGAGAGUAAGACCGCCUUCACCAAGGCCAGCAAAGAGGAGGCGGAAGCGAGACUGGCGCAGAGCGAGCUGCUGUCGGAGCAACUGAAGGACCAAGCCUCUCAACAGGCCGUGGAGCUCCUGACGCGGGAAGGCCUGGGGCCGGCGGAGACCUUCGCGCGCUCCCUUGGUGAGGUGGAAGCUCCCACGCUCCGCUGGGCCCAGCAUCAGAUCGAGAUGCGCUGGCGGCAGCUGGUGCCGUCCUGA
Symbiodinium sp. CCMP2456 is the source of this 579-nucleotide messenger RNA. The record is from the annotation of a GenBank genome assembly. Lineage: Eukaryota; Dinophyceae; Suessiales; Symbiodiniaceae.